UCUCUGUAGGCCUAAGUAAAACGGCCUCUUCAACAGAGCGAGCCUGGUACAUGUUACCUGUCUACGGACCAGAAGAAACGGUGUUUGUAAUACCUGCUUUAAUCCAAAGAUGGGAGCAAAGGUUCUUCAGAAAACAUUUAUAGUCAUCGGAUUUUUCUUUUGGCUACCUGAAUUCAGUGCUGGUGAAAAUUGCGGAAACAGUAGGUUUUGUCCAAACCUACACCAUUGCUGCAGGGACCUCACCACUUGUUGUCCAAACGGCUACGUCUGUGCUGGUGCACUCUGCAUCAGCAUUGUAGCUAUUGCCAUUCCUUGCGUCGUCAUCGUCCUGAACAUCAUCAUUGCAAUUGUUGUUAUUCUCGUCAAAAGAAUUAUUUUACACAGAGCGGUCGUAACCACACCGAUCCAGCACCCAGCGUCCAUUAUCCCACCCCCGGACCAGAAUAAAGGGCAGUCUGUCUGCUAAGAUCCAGAGGGGAAACCCUCCACCUAUUUACCGCCAUAGACAUUCGUAUAUGAUUAUCUUCACUGAGGAAAGCAAAUAACUUAUGUUCAUUUCAACAUGAGUUAUAUACAUGUUUAUAACUUUAAAUUGCUGUUUAUGUUUUUAGUUUGUUAAUUUAAUCAUUAUAUAUUAUACAAUCACCAAUAAAGUGUGUAAUAAACCCUU
This is a messenger RNA of Magallana angulata, 670 nucleotides long. RefSeq lists its product as uncharacterized. The record is from RefSeq and is a predicted model, not a curated record. The transcript has 4 exons. Lineage: Eukaryota; Metazoa; Mollusca; Bivalvia; Ostreida; Ostreidae. The coding region runs from base 110 to 466 and encodes 118 amino acids.